CAUUGGGCAUUACUGACUCAUCGUGAUUGAAGUGCUCCGUGGAUUGUCCUUGUCUUUUGCAGCGAAAUCAAACAUGGCUCUUGGAAAUUUUCCGACCUUUCCUUCUCUCCCUGCUUCACGAAUCCCACCAUUGGUCCGGGAUUUAGCGAGAGCAUGAGAUUUUUUCUCAAAAACGACCGAAAUUUACUGAUAACGUUUCACACUUUCAAGAGCUAACACUGAGCUAGACUAGAGUCAACGUAUUGUAACUUCCGCCGAAUUUGAGGUUUUUGGCGAGUGGGUUUUUCACGGUUCUCUGUUCUGUGAAGAAUGGGUGUGGAUAACAUUGAAGAGAGCAGUGUCAGAUUGUUGGCUAGUAGCAGCGGCGGAAGCACCGGAUCUAGGUGGGUUGAUGGAAGUGAAGUGGAGUGGGAGUUAACUCCCGGGACGAAGCAAGACGAGAAUGAAGGAUUGAGUUCAAUUAGAAGAAGGAUUGUGAAAAGGCCCAAGAGAGUUGACUCGCUUGAUGUAGAAGCCAUGGAGAUAUUUGGGAGACACGACCACCACUCCAAGGAUCCUUCCUUUUGGACCACACUAGCACUAGCAUUUCAGACUCUCGGUGUGGUAUAUGGUGAUAUGGGAACGAGUCCUCUAUAUGUUUUUUCAGAUGUCUUCAGCAAGGUUCCAAUUGAUUCAGAAAUUGAUAUCCUGGGGGCAUUAUCUUUAGUGAUGUACACAAUAACAAUUAUACCCUUGGCAAAGUAUGUUUUUAUAGUCCUCAAGGCAAAUGAUAAUGGAGAAGGAGGAACGUUUGCCCUGUACUCGCUGAUUUGCAGGUAUGCAAAUGUGAGUCUUCUUCCAAAUCGUCAGCAAGCUGAUGAGUAUAUCUCUAGCUUUAAGCUUAAAUUACCCACUCCAGAGCUGGCAAGGGCUUUGACCAUAAAAGAAACUCUGGAAAGAAAGUCAUCUCUGAAAACCCUUCUGUUACUUUUGGUUCUGAUGGGGACUUCCAUGAUUAUUGGAGAUGGUAUUCUCACUCCAGCAAUAUCAGUGAUGUCUGCCAUAAGUGGUUUGCAAGGUCAAAUUGAAGGAUUCGAUACAAAGGGAGUGGUUAUUAUUUCAAUUGUAGUCCUUGUGGCUUUGUUCAGCAUACAACAGUUUGGUACUGGUAAAGUGGGUUUCAUGUUUGCUCCUGUGCUUGCCUUAUGGUUCUCUUCUCUGGCUUUGAUUGGAAUAUACAAUAUACUUAAGCAUGACAUCAGUGUUCUGAGAGCCUUCAAUCCUGCUUAUAUCUAUUAUUUCUUCAAGAAGAACACCAAAACUGCAUGGUCCUCGCUUGGGGGCUGUGUUUUGUGUAUUACAGGUGCUGAAGCAAUGUUUGCUGAUCUGGGUCACUUUUCUGUAAAAUCAAUACAGAUUGCCUUUUCUUUUGUGGUAUUUCCCUGUCUCCUCCUUGCUUAUAUGGGCCAAGCUGCUUAUCUGAUAAAGCACCCUUAUUCUCAUUCAAGAAUAUUCUAUGAAUCUGUUCCAGAGAGUUUGUUCUGGCCAGUGUUUGUGAUAGCCACACUUGCUGCUAUGAUUGCUAGCCAGGCUAUGAUAUCUGCUACAUUUUCAUGUGUAAAGCAAUCCAUGGCGUUGGGCUGCUUUCCAAGGCUCAAGAUUGUUCACACCUCAAGGAGGUUUAUGGGUCAAAUAUACAUCCCCAUAAUCAACUAUUUUUUGUUGAUCAUGUGCAUGUUAGUUGUUUCCAUCUUCCAGAGCACUACAAGUAUUGCAAAUGCAUAUGGCAUUGCUGAAGUAGGUGUCAUGAUGGUUAGCACCACCUUGGUGAGUCUUGUGAUGCUUCUGAUCUGGCAGACCAACUUGUUCCUAGUUUUUGGUUUCCUAUUCGUAUUCGGAUCAGUAGAGCUGGUUUAUUUGUCUUCUGUCUUAUCAAAAAUCACAGAGGGUGGCUGGCUUCCACUUGCUUUUGCUUGUUUUUUCCUCUCUAUAAUGUACACGUGGAACUAUGGAAGUGUUCUGAAAUACCAAAGUGAAGUCAGGGAGAAGAUUUCCAUGGACCUUAUGCAUGAUCUUGGCUCCAAUCUUGGAACUGUAAGAGUACCAGGAAUCGGAUUGUUAUACAAUGAACUUGUCCGCGGCAUUCCCUCCGUUUUUGCCCAGUUCCUCUUGAACCUCCCUGCUGUUCACUCCACUAUAGUUUUUGUUUGCAUUAAAUAUGUUCCAGUCCCAGUUGUUCCUCUGGAGGAAAGAUUCCUGUUUCGAAGAGUCGGUCCAAAAGAUUACCACAUGUUUCGCUGUGUUGCCAGGUAUGGCUACAAAGAUGUACGGAAGGAAGAUCAUCAUGCAUUCGAGCAGCUUCUCAUCGAAAGCCUGGAGAAAUUCUUGAGAAAGGAGGCUCAUGAUAGUUCCUGGGAGAUCAACAAGAAUGAUGACAUGGAUAGUGUAUCAGUGAUAUCAAAGGACUCUGACUUUCCCGCUGGCAAUGUAUCUGAGGACCUUAAGAUUCCACUGAUGCAGGAUCAAAAACCAGAAGAACCAGGAGCUUCUACUUCUCAGCAAGCUUCGACCUUGCUGCCAGCUAGCGUCAUGUCAUCAGACGAAGACCCUAGUCUUGAAUAUGAGCUUGCUGCUCUCAGGGAAGCAACAGAUUCAGGAUUCACCUACUUGCUUGGACAUGCGGAUGUGAGGGCAAGGAAGAACUCCAUUUUCGUCAAGAAGCUUGUGAUCAAUUAUUUCUACGCAUUUCUGAGGAAUAACUGCAGAGGAGGUACAGCAAACAUGAGAGUGCCUCACACCAACAUUGUUCAAGUGGGGAUGACUUACAUGGUCUGACUCACUCACGUUCUUGUGUCUGACGUCUGCAGUGAAACUCAUUCUGGAAAUAUUGGCAUUAUUAUUUGGCCCUAUUCUUUGCUCUUAGCCAAUGAUGGAUAUUUGGCUCCCUCUUGUAAAUUAUCUCUAGAAGGCUAAAAACCCCCAGAUUGUAUUGCCUAUUAUACUAGUAUUGAACGAAUUGGGUUGUUUCAUAUUUUUCUCUUAAUUCCAGAUUAUUGUGUACUUGUUUUAUGUA
Prosopis cineraria is the source of this 3052-nucleotide messenger RNA. Its product is annotated as putative potassium transporter 12. The transcript has 9 exons. Gene Ontology annotation, biological process: potassium ion transmembrane transport. The record is from RefSeq and is a predicted model, not a curated record. Gene Ontology annotation, cellular component: membrane. Lineage: Eukaryota; Viridiplantae; Streptophyta; Magnoliopsida; Fabales; Fabaceae. Bases 310 to 2814 code for a protein of 834 amino acids. Gene Ontology annotation, molecular function: potassium ion transmembrane transporter activity.